CCCCACUAUUCCCAAACAAAAGGUGAUCAAAGACUGCCACCAUCCAAAAGCAACAACCUCUCUCUCUCUCUCUCUCUCUCUCCCCCUCUCCCCCCCCUCUAAUUCUAAAUAAAGCUCUCCAACUUUUUCUUUCUCAUCUCGAAAUUUUCUCGGAAUUUUGUGGAACUGCAGCAAAUUGAGUCGUAGAGUUUUGGUGUUAAUGACUUUUUGAACUGACCAAAACCUGAGGUUACAAGUAUAUGGUUUUUAUUCAUAGAUGAUUAUAAAAGCUUAGGUGGAGCAUCCGGGUGCAACCUCCACGGGUUAGAAGGCCGUCAAUUUAGGUCUCUUAUGCAAGUGCCUGUCUGGUGGAUAAUCUCUAAAUAUGUCGAGUGGAUCUGUGAGACGGGUGUCACGUCAAGAUAUACAACUGGUGCAGAAUCUUAUCGAACGAUGUCUGCAGCUGUACAUGAAUCAGAAGGAAGUUGUGGAUACUCUACUGGAUCAGGCAAAAAUAGAGCCUGGUUUCACAGAACUUGUCUGGCAGAAGCUUGAAGAGGAAAAUCGGGACUUCUUUAAGGCUUAUUACCUGAGAUUGAUGGUGAAGCAUCAAAUAAUGGAAUUUAACAGCUUGCUUGAGCAGCAAGUGCGACUGAUGCGUCAAGUACACUCAACUGGAGUUGCUUCAAUACCUGCUUCAAAUGGCUCUCACAUUUCAUCAUUGCACCAAAACUCGGCAUGCUAUGCCCCCGAACACGUUGGGCCAGCUUUGAAGGCAGAAAAUAUGCACCAUGGUGUUGGUUCCUGCUUAAAUACAACAUUCACAAAUGGUGGGUCCUCGUUGCAUCCAAGUAUGCACAAUGCUGUUGAGAUGUCUGCUCAUGCUGGUAGGAUUGAUGCCCCAUCAAAUGUGCUUUCAAGUCAGAACACCCACAUCAGUUUGAUGCAAGGAAUAAAUGGUGGAAUUAUCAAAUCAGAAGUUGGAUAUUCAGGCAAUUCUCCUUAUAUUUUUGGUGCUGAUAACAAUGUUAUAGAAGCACGGCCAAAUGUUGGAGAUUCGUCAGUUGCACCUUUCAGCAGUGUGGAUUCUAACUCACAAUCCCUGAAUGAAUCACUUCUUGAUGCCGACAAUGCUUCAUACGGAUUUUUAGGUCAGAUCCCUCGAAAUUUCAGUCUCUCAGAUCUGACAGCUGAUUUUUCUCAGAGUUCAGAUAUAAUGGAGUAUCCUAGGUCACCCUUCUUGGCAACAGAUGCUGAAAAUUUCCUGGAUUCUCGUGAAAGAGAACAUCAGGUAGAUAAUAAAAGAUUGGACACCAUAUCAGAAGGCUUGAGUUAUGAAGAUUUUGGCAGUGAAUAAUCAAUACAGUUAUGAUGGUCUAAUUCCACCCUGGAAUAGAAGGGUGUGUACAGAUAGAAUUUUAGAGCUUGUGCUUUGGAAUCACAAAUGUAAUAAUGUGUUGAAUGUAUUGGCUGCUCCAUAGAAGUCUGCUGACAUCUUCAUAUAGUGGAUAGUGACGAAUAUUGACAAUAGGAGGUUCAUUAGAAUGGGGAGAGCUAGUUUUCAAAGUGUUUUAUGUGAGACCAUGAAAUUCGUUGUAGUCAUCAUCAAGCAUUUGAUGAUAAUUUUGUGUGUUCAAGUGUGUUUCUGUUUUGAACAAAUGUGUUCGCUUUUGCUUUCAUAAGGGAUGUGUUCUAGACUUCUUACCAAAAAAAAUGAUGUGUUGUAGACUUUUACCCAAAAAAAAGGGUAGUGUUGUAGACUCGAUUAAUAGAUGCUUUACUUUUGAGACA
Molecule: messenger RNA, 1770 nt
Organism: Ziziphus jujuba (common jujube)
Lineage: Eukaryota; Viridiplantae; Streptophyta; Magnoliopsida; Rosales; Rhamnaceae
Exons: 9
Coding region: 365-1336 (323 amino acids)
Source: RefSeq, a predicted model, not a curated record